AUGCGACCUGGUAUCGGUUGGGUUAGAGAUUUUGCCUCGUUAAGUGGUGUCAUUCUUUGUGCAAUCCUUGCUGUAAUGGUCAUAGGCUCUAUGCAAUGGAUUCGACGAGGUGGUCACUUCCAAAUCUUCUAUUGGACUCAUUUACUGUAUUGAGCAAUGAAAAUUUGUUCAACUCAUCAAGCUCUCCAUGAUGAAUAUGAAUUUAUUCGUGAGGUAUCAUUAAAGAAUGGAUAUCCGAUUGCCUUUGGUGAAUCUGUGAUUCGAAAGCAACUUAAUUUAGUAUAUCCACCCCAUGCAAUUAUAUCAACAACACCAGGAACGGAUAUCAUAGUGUUGCAAGUACCAUAUUAUGGGAAAGCAAGUCAAAUAUCUGGUAACCGUCUUACGGCGGUAGUCGCUAAACAAUACUCAUCAGAACAGGUACGAGUUGUUUAUGAUGUAACAGCCUGA
Rotaria sp. Silwood1 is the source of this 450-nucleotide messenger RNA. NCBI's taxonomy places the organism in Eukaryota, Metazoa, Rotifera, Eurotatoria, Philodinida, Philodinidae. The record is from the annotation of a GenBank genome assembly.